AUGGAGCAACUUCCAAAGUAUAUGCAGAUAUGCUUUCUUGCACUCUACAACUUCAUGAAUGAAAUGGCUUACGAUGCUAUCAAAGAACAAGGCGUUCUCAUUGUUUCCUACCUAAGAAAGGCGUGGGCAGAAUUAUGCAGAAGCUACUUAAAAGAGGCAGAGUGGUACUUCAAUGGAUAUACACCGACACUGGAAGAGUACCUGGAAAAUGCAUGGAUUUCAGUAGGAAAUCCUGUCAUGCUAGUGAUUGUUUAUUUUUGUGUCACAAAUCCAAUAAAAAUAGAGGCCUUGGAAUACUUGGACGACUAUCAUGAUAUAAUCCGCUUGUCGUCAACAAUUUUAAGACUUGAAGACGAUUUGGGAACGUCAUUGGAUGAGAUGAAAAGAGGAGAUGUUCCUAAGGCAAUUCAAUGUUACAUGAAUCAAACGGGUGCUUCUGAAGAAGAUGCACGUAAACAUAUAAGAUAUUUGAUCAGUGAGAUAUGGAAGAAAAUGAAUAAAAGUCGAGUUGCAGAAUCCCCAUUUUCUCAUACUUUUAUUGGAACGGCAGUGAAUGUUGAAAGGAUGUCCCGGUGCAUGUACCAGCAUGGAGAUGGGCAUCCCUCCCAAAGUAGCGAGAGUAAAGAUCGCAUUUUAGCAUUACUCAUUCAGCCCAUUCCCCUUGUGUAA
Molecule: messenger RNA, 669 nt
Organism: Ilex paraguariensis (yerba mate)
Lineage: Eukaryota; Viridiplantae; Streptophyta; Magnoliopsida; Aquifoliales; Aquifoliaceae
Source: the annotation of a GenBank genome assembly